CAAGGAAGUCUUUUUUUUAAACUAACCUUUGUGUUUAAGCAGGGUUUUGAAUGCAGAAGCACUUAUCACAAAUCACAUUGUGAAAUACCAUGAAAGGAAUCUAAAUUACUCCUGCUUCCUGCUUCGAGGUGCUUUCAAUCGACCUAGCUGCUGAGGGAGGUCUGGUUACCCCAAAAGGAAAGUGCUAUUGCAGAAGAAGAGAGAAGAAGGUUCUGAAAAGCUUUUGCGACCUGUGCUGAUUCAAUGUGUGCUUUCAAAGGAGUUGAUUUGCUCAGGUGUGAUUAGGCACACCAGCCAUUGUGACAGGAGAUGUGGUUUGCAUAGGCUUCAUAGUGUUUUUCUGGCCUCUCCUGAGCUCAUAUAUCAUAUGGAGGCCCCCCAGGGCCUGUAUAAGAGAGAUGGAAGCACUCAGAGAGUCUGUUGUCCAUUUGGCUCUUCAGAUGUCGACUUACAAACGAGCCACCUUUGACGAGGAUGACCUGAUCGACUCCACUGUUGAUGAAGUGUACCCAGAGGGCCACCAGGUGACCUUCAGGAAAUCCAAAGGCUUGAAGGGCUGCUGGACAGACAGGACCCACCUCGAGAAGCGGCUCCUGGUCCUGAGCAUCGUCCUUGUGCUGCUGCUGUUCUCCAGCAUUCUUGCACUGAUCUUUAAAUACGGAAAUUCCCGGAAUGUUUGCCUGACAGAGUCCUGUGUCAUCGUUGCCAGCACCGUCCUCAAAUCCUUGGACCGAUCCGUUGAUCCAUGCCACAAUUUCUACAAUUAUGCCUGUGGCGGCUGGAUUAAGGCAAACCCAUUGCCCGAUGGAAAGCCCAGGUGGGGAACCUUCAACAACCUGUGGGACCACAACCAGGCCAUCAUGAAGCACCUCCUCGAAAACACCACAUUGAACACAACAAGUGAAGCUGAACGCAAGGCCCAGCAUUAUUAUCAGGCCUGCAUGAACGAGCAGAAGAUCGAGGAUUUGCAAGGGCAGCCCCUUCUCGACAUCAUUAACAAACUGGGAGGCUGGAACAUCACCAAGUCAUGGGAUAAGGACAACUUCCAGGAAGUCCUUCAGUCUGUCACAGCUCAUUACCGAACCUCCCCAUUCUUCACCAUCUACAUCAGCACAGAUUCUAAAAACUCCAACAGUAACGUCAUACAGGUGGACCAGUCAGGACUAGGGUUACCAUCGAGAGAUUAUUACCUCAACAAAACAGCCAAUGAAAAGAUCCUAACAGCUUACCUGAAUUACAUGGUGGAGCUGGGGGUGCUACUGGACGGUGAGGAGACUUCCACUCGGGCACAAAUGCAGCAGGUUCUGGACUUUGAGGGAGCCCUGGCCAACAUUACUGUCCCCCAGGAAGACCGCAGGGAUGAAGAGCUUAUCUACAACAAGAUGACCAUACGAAACCUCCAGGUGUUAGCUCCGGUUGUCGAUUGGCUGCCUUUGCUUUCCGCUAUCUUCUACCCUGUUGAGCUGAAUGACUCGGAGCCAGUGGUCGUCUAUGCAAAGGAAUAUCUACAGAAGGUCUCUGACCUCAUUAACUCCACCGAUAAAUGCAUUCUCAACAACUACAUGAUAUGGAAUGUGGUGAAGAAAACUGCCUACAAUCUGGACCAUCGCUUCCAGGAAGCUGAGGAAAAACUCAUCAUGGCCAUAUCCGGGACUAAAAAGACAUGCAAUACUCGAUGGAAGACGUGUGUUAGUGACACUGAUGGUACCCUUGGGUUUUCCCUUGGAGCUUUGUUUGUCAAAGCAACGUUUGCAGAGGAUAGCAAGCAAAUCGCUGAGGAGAUGAUUUCAGAAAUUAAAACUGCAUUUGAGGAGAGUCUGAAGCAAACCAAGUGGAUGGAUGAAGAGACCAAAAAAGCUGCAAAGGAAAAGGCUGAUUCAAUCUAUGACAUGAUUGGCUAUCCAAAGUUCAUCAUGGAUCCUAAAGAGUUGGAUAAACUCUUCAAUGAUUAUGAAGUGGUUCCUGAUCUCUACUUCCAAAAUGUGCUGCAGUUCUACAACUUCUCUGCACGUGUGACAGCAGAUCAGUUACGGAAACCCCCCAACAAGGAUCAGUGGAGCAUGACCCCUCCAGCUGUUAAUGCGUACUACUCCCCUACAAAGAAUGAGAUUGUGUUCCCUGCUGGCAUUCUUCAGGCUCCGUUCUAUGCCAGGGAUUACCCAAAGGCUUUAAAUUUUGGAGGAAUUGGAGUGGUUAUGGGCCAUGAAUUAACACACGCGUUUGAUGAUCAAGGGAGGGAGUAUGACAAAGAUGGCAACCUACGAUCUUGGUGGAAGAACUCGUCGGUCGAGGCCUUCAAACAUCAGACUGAGUGCAUGAUCGAACAGUACAAUAACUUCACCAUCAACAACGAGCAAGUGAAUGGCAAGCAAACGCUGGGUGAAAAUAUUGCUGACAACGGAGGUCUGAAAGCAGCUUACCAUGCUUACGAGAACUGGGUGAAAAAGAAUGGUGAAGAGAUGUUUCUGCCAACCCUGGGUCUUACCAAUCGACAGCUCUUCUUCCUUGGAUUUGCUCAGGUUUGGUGCUCUGUGCGGACCCCAGAAAGCGCCCAUGAGGGGCUCAUCACAGACCCCCACAGCCCCUCGAUGUUCAGAGUGAUUGGAACUGUGGCCAAUUCUGUCGAAUUUGCUGAGCAUUUCAAGUGUCCCGUGGGAAGCCCGAUGAAUCCUUUGAGGAAGUGUGAGGUGUGGUGAUUUACAAAUCAAAUUGCCGAAUUCCUGGAACAGCAAAAUGGGAUUAAUUUGAAUGGUGAACACCACCUCAACUAAACAGGACAUUAUUCCACCUAGCAACAAAGGGAGAUUUAUUUUAUUGAAAAGCCUGUGGACUGCACGGUGUGUGAAUCUUUUAUUCGGUUUCCCAAUCUGUGGAUGCCACUGGAAUCUGUGGGAAAGAGCAAGCAACCAAAAAUGCAAGUGACAUUUGAUGUCAUUGUUGUAAGACAGAAGGACAAUCAUCACCAACAGGAAGAAUUGCUUCUUUGCUGCAGAACAUUUUACACUUUAAUAACUGUUUAUAUUUAGUAAAUUGAAUAUUUAAAACCUUCAAAGAAUGGGACUCGGCGAUUCCCUCGGAGGGUCUGGUCUUCUGCCAAAGUUGGAAAAUUUCCAAGGGAAUUCCCAAUGUAGGUUUUUAGUUAUUGGCUGUAGUUUGUAGCCAUGUUCAGUCUAAGCACACCGAAAUAUUAUUUUAUCCGAGGGUGGGGAUCACAAAUAUUAUCUGCACAAGGCCCCAUUUGCUUCAUCCAAUUCUCAAUGUUUUCUCCCCAUUGGAUUGUCCAUGUCAUUCUCCUCUGCCCUUUGUCCCCUUCAACUGGCAGAGGGAUUCAGGUGAAAACAGACGAUUAACCCACCUCUUAAUUAACCUGGAUAAAUUAAUUGAUGAAAUGACUUAACUGCCCCCCACCCCCCCGCCACAACCCCCUCAGACCCACACAUCGAUAGCAAGUGAAAACCUGAAUCUGCACCAGUCUUUCACCUUGGGCUGAGGGGGAUUGGGAGAGUGAGGAGAUUCUGGAGAUAAAUUGUUUCUUGGUCUUACUUAAGUCCUUGUUUUUGGAUUAGUUCCAUCAAAAUGUGGCAGAUUCUUUUAAAAGCUGUUUGUACUCAUCCCUGGCCUCCAAAGCUAGCUCCCUUUGCCCAGUGUCUUGGUACUUAAGUUUACGAGCUCAGCUUCACAGCUUCAGCAUCUUACUGCUGUGAUGCUAUUGAGCUAACUUGUGAAUGUUGUGGUACAUGUAAUCAAAGCAUUCCACCACCAGGCCUGGGCGUCUGUCUGAGUUCACUGGAGUAUCAGGAAGAGGCUGGCCCAUGGUUGGGGCAGAUGGAUACUGUCAACUUUCUAAAAUCUAUCACAGAAUGAAACAUGGUGACUGACUGCUCUAUAGGCAUAUUUAUUUGACUGUUAUGCAUGCCAGGAUGAUCCCAGACACCACCAGCCUGGGUCUAGGCUGAGUUACAUGAACAUAACCAAGGUGAAAACUAGGAAUAUGUGGG
Messenger RNA from Carcharodon carcharias (great white shark), 3998 nucleotides. Its product is annotated as endothelin-converting enzyme 1-like. Gene Ontology annotation, molecular function: metalloendopeptidase activity. Gene Ontology annotation, cellular component: plasma membrane. Bases 399 to 2696 code for a protein of 765 amino acids. The record is from RefSeq and is a predicted model, not a curated record. NCBI's taxonomy places the organism in Eukaryota, Metazoa, Chordata, Chondrichthyes, Lamniformes, Lamnidae. Gene Ontology annotation, biological process: peptide hormone processing. The transcript has 18 exons.